Molecule: messenger RNA, 437 nt
Organism: Ilex paraguariensis (yerba mate)
Lineage: Eukaryota; Viridiplantae; Streptophyta; Magnoliopsida; Aquifoliales; Aquifoliaceae
Source: the annotation of a GenBank genome assembly
GUCAGUCUAGUAAGAAGUCAGAUAUAUACAGCUUUGGAAUUGUAUCAUUGGAAUUAGCAUGUGGAAGAAAACCCAUAGAUCACAAUGCAACAGAAGGUCAGAUAAGAAUGGUUGAAUGGGUUUGGAAUCUUUAUGGAAUAGGUAAGCUCCUUAAAGCAGCUGACUCGAAACUAUUUGCAGAGUUUGAUGAGCAAGAAAUAGAACAUUUGAUGAUUGUGGGGCUUUGGUGUGCUCACCCAGAUCCUAAUCUCCGGCCUUCAAUCAGGCAAGUGAUUCAUGUCCUAAAUUUUGAAGCUCCGUUGCCUGUUAUUCCAUCCAAAAUGCCAGUGCCAAAGUAUUUGUCUCUGUCAGGGUAUACACCCACUUCUUCACAACCAUUUUCCUAUGGCACCACUGUAUCUGAGAGUAGUCGGAACCAAUCUUCAAGCUAUAGCUAG